Molecule: messenger RNA, 856 nt
Organism: Sinocyclocheilus grahami
Lineage: Eukaryota; Metazoa; Chordata; Actinopteri; Cypriniformes; Cyprinidae
Product: beta-hexosaminidase subunit beta
Exons: 8
Biological process (GO): ganglioside catabolic process; glycosaminoglycan metabolic process; carbohydrate metabolic process
Cellular component (GO): lysosome; membrane
Molecular function (GO): beta-N-acetylhexosaminidase activity
Source: RefSeq, a predicted model, not a curated record
AUUUUCACAGGAAGCUAUGGCGAUGAACAAGUUUAAUGUAUUUCACUGGCACAUUGUGGACGAUCAGUCGUUUCCUUAUAUGAGCCGUACCUUCCCUGACUUAAGUCAGAAGCGAAAGGGAGCCUAUCACCCAUUCACACAUGUGUACACUCCGUCUGACGUGAAGAUGGUCAUCGAGUUUGCCCGCAUGAGGGGGAUCCGAGUCAUCCCUGAGUUUGACACCCCAGGACACACACAGUCAUGGGGCCAUGGCAUAAAGGAUCUGCUAACACCUUGUUACAGUGGCUCUAGUCCUUCAGGAACAUUUGGGCCAGUGAACCCCAUCUUAAACUCCUCUUAUGACUUCAUGACACAGUUUUUUAAAGAGAUUAGCACUGUCUUCCCUGAUGCCUACAUUCACCUGGGGGGAGACGAGGUUGACUUCAGUUGCUGGAAGUCUAAUCCUGAUAUUCAGAAGUUUAUGGUGCAGCAGGGCUUUGGCACAGACUACAGCAAACUGGAGUCUUUCUACAUUCAAAGAUUACUUGAUAUUGUGGCUGCUACCAAGAAAGGUUACAUGGUGUGGCAGGAAGUGUUUGAUAAUGGGGUGAAGCUGAAGGAUGACACUGUGGUGGAGGUGUGGAUGGGGAACAAGAUGGAGGAGGAGCUACAGAAUGUGACUAGGGCAGGAUUUACAACCAUUCUUUCUGCCCCUUGGUACCUGGACUACAUUAGCUAUGGACAGGACUGGCAACGCUACUACAAAGUUGAGCCACUCAAUUUCCCUGGCACAGAUGCACAGAAGAAGCUGGUGAUUGGUGGAGAGGCUUGUCUUUGGGGAGAGUAUGUGGAUGCUACCAACCUCACUCCUCGACUC